Choloepus didactylus (southern two-toed sloth) is the source of this 3361-nucleotide messenger RNA. It is a transcript of the gene RUNX3, whose product is annotated as RUNX family transcription factor 3. The record is from RefSeq and is a predicted model, not a curated record. Lineage: Eukaryota; Metazoa; Chordata; Mammalia; Pilosa; Megalonychidae. Bases 70 to 1353 code for a protein of 427 amino acids. Gene Ontology annotation, cellular component: nucleus. Gene Ontology annotation, biological process: neuron differentiation; regulation of transcription by RNA polymerase II; hemopoiesis. Gene Ontology annotation, molecular function: RNA polymerase II cis-regulatory region sequence-specific DNA binding; DNA-binding transcription factor activity, RNA polymerase II-specific; ATP binding. The transcript is spliced from 6 exons.
ACAGCCAACCAAGUCAACCCCAACCCAAGCCCCCGAAGGGCUGCGUUCUCGCCUUCCUCAGAGCAGGGCAUGGCAUCGAACAGCAUCUUCGAGUCCUUCCCGACCUACGCACCGGCCUUCAUCCGUGACCCAAGCACCAGCCGCCGCUUCACACCUCCCUCCACGGCCUUCCCCUGCGGCGGCGGCAAAAUGGGCGAGAACAGCGGCGCGCUGAGCGCGCAGGCGGCCGUAGGGGCCGGCGGGCGCGCCCGGCCCGAGGUGCGUUCGGUGGUGGACGUGCUGGCGGACCACGCGGGCGAGCUCGUGCGCACCGACAGCCCCAACUUCCUCUGCUCCGUGCUGCCCUCGCACUGGCGCUGCAACAAGACCCUGCCUGUCGCCUUCAAGGUGGUGGCGCUGGGGGAUGUGCCGGACGGGACGGUGGUGACGGUUAUGGCUGGCAACGAUGAGAACUAUUCGGCUGAGCUGCGCAAUGCCUCGGCCGUCAUGAAGAACCAGGUGGCCAGGUUCAACGACCUUCGCUUCGUGGGCCGCAGCGGGCGAGGGAAGAGUUUCACGCUGACCAUCACUGUCUUCACCAACCCCACCCAAGUGGCCACUUACCACCGAGCCAUCAAGGUGACUGUGGAUGGACCCCGGGAGCCCAGACGGCACCGGCAGAAGCUGGAGGACCAGACCAAGGCAUUCCCCGACCGCUUUGGGGACCUGGAGCGGCUGCGCAUGCGCGUAACGCCGAGCACGCCCAGCCCCCGUGGCUCGCUCAGCACCACCGGCCACUUCAGCAGCCAGACCCAGACGCCCAUCCAAGGCACCCCGGACCUGAACCCUUUCUCCGACCCCCGCCAGUUUGACCGCUCCUUCCCAGCCCUGCCAACCCUCGCGGAGAGCCGCUUCCCCGACCCGAGGAUGCAUUACCCGGGGGCCAUGUCGGCCGCCUUCCCCUACAGCGCCACGCCCUCGGGCACCAGCAUCGGUGGCCUCAACGUGGCGGGCAUGCCCUCCGCCAGCCGCUUCCACCACACCUACCUCCCGCCGCCCUACCCCGGGGCCCCGCAGAACCAGAGUGGGCCCUUCCAGGCCAACCCGUCGCCCUACCACCUCUACUACGGCGCGUCCUCCGGCUCCUACCAGUUCUCCAUGGUGGCCGGCAGCAGCGGCGGAGGCGACCGCUCGCCCACCCGCAUGCUCGCCUCCUGCACCAGCAGCGCCGCCUCCGUUGCCGCCGGCAACCUCAUGAACCCCAGCCUGGGCAGCCAGAGUGACGGCGUGGAGGCCGACGGCAGUCACAGCAACUCGCCCACGGCCCUGAGCACGCCAGGCCGCAUGGACGAGGCUGUGUGGCGGCCCUACUGACCGCCCGGCUCGGAGCGGACUUCCGCUGGAGGUGGGUGGGGACCCCAAGAACCUUCCCAAAGAGUGACGUGCCCUGCUCCGAGGCUCCAGACAGGAGUGGGUUUUAUGCUCUGGAGAACUCACGGUCCUGGGGUCUGCAGUCCUAAUGUCCAGAGCUGGUGGGUGGCUCUGAGGGCAGCUGGUCCAGCCACAUCUUUGUACAGAGGUGGGGACCUCACCCCCAGGACCCUGCGCCCAGCCCGAUCCCAGUCAUCUCAUCCCACAAUCCUGUGGGAAAUGUGUUCUCCUGCAACCCUCCCUGGAAUGACCUUGCUGUCCCCAGCUGUGCCUCAGGUCUCCUGGGACAGGGACCAUCUCUGUUCCAGGGAGAGGCAGCAUUGGCCACUGGGUCUCUGGGACUGGCCUCCCAGCCCCUCCACCUUCCUCAGAGGUUCUGCACCCCAUGGUCCCAUCCCUCCUCUGCAUUUACACCCACUGAGUCAGAACUGGAAAGCCCCCACCCUGAGAGGGGUUCCCCUCAUUGCAUAGGUGCGGCAGGGACCCAUCCAGAGGACCCAGGAGAUGGAUGGGAGGGAUGGGAUGAGAACACACCCAAGCCAGUCCCCCAGCCCUGCUUCCCCAUAAUUCCUAGCAGCUACGCAGCCCCUGCCCCAUCCCAGCUGCCUGUGGGUCCCAGGCCCCAGAGUAGAUUAACCUAUGGCAGCACGUCCCUAAAACCAGGGAAGGCACCCACAGCCUGCACUUUUACCAGCCCAAGGCAUUUGCCCUCCCUUCUCCCAGUGGGAGCCAAGGGACCCCUCCUCCCCUAGGCUGGCGUUGUAAUUUCCAGUAUUGGAGAGAAUACCGGGACCAGAUCGGUCUUAGGAGAAAGCAUCGGGGUGAGGGGUCAAAGGGUCAGACAUCAGCAUUCUGUCCCACCAGGUCCAGCCAAACUGUGCCCCCCUACCUACCCCCAGCCAAGUCUUCCAACACACAACUCUCCAUCAACUGGUUUGUGUUCCAAAAGCAGACAGUCUUGAAACCAAGCCAGUUUUUAAAAGCUGAUUUUCGAAAAGUUUCAUCAAGCAUUUUCAAACACAGUCUCUUGCAGGCCAAGCCCCACAAGAGUAAACAGCCCCACCCACUCCGUCCUCCCUCUGCCACCUUCUCAGGCUACGGGAUUGUUGGGGUCUCAGUGCCGCCUCGGGGCCAUACCACGUCAGCAGCAUCCCACCAGCCUACCCCGAGGGCUGACCCAGGAGGGGACCAGGGAGAUACUGGUGGAAUGCUGGAAUCUCCCACCUGUGGCUCUUGAACAUUUGUCCAAGAGGAUGUGACGGUGUUCUCGCAGGGGUGGGUGGGACGGGAGAGUUAGAGAGCAGAGUUGGAGAGCCGGGCCCGGAGGUAAAGCGUUGUCCCUUCACUCUCUGCAGACGGGAAAGCAGGCCUUGCCCAAGGGCCAAGCUGCAUGGAUUCGCACAUCUAUAAGUGCUUUAGUUCUAGAAGGCUGAAGUGGAAAAGGACAAGAAAACUGUUACGAGGGCUAGCCAGCAUGGUUUCAGCCACGUUUCUGUGGAAGUGGAAAUCUCUCUUGUAAAUUGCUCCUUAGUGGUGGCUGUCUGAUGGCACCUGGCCUGCUGUGUCACCCCCAACCUGUAACAACAGCCAGAUGCACCAGACAGCAGAGAUGCUUCCAGCAGUUUAGGAAGCUAAUGAUCCCAUUUGAACCCCUCCUGCUGCAGUUUCCCUUGCCUGCCCUCAGUGGAGAAAGCAGCGUCCACCUCUUCAAAAUAGCUGUGCCCACACCUAGGGGGUCUCUCCACCCCUUCUCAGGAAGCAGCUGCGAAUCCAUUGCCCUUGUACCUUCUUUGUUCCUCUUCUCUGUGGUUGUAGGCUGGCCCCAGGCCAGCAUGGGAGGCACCUUUGGGUUCCCAGUACCCGGCACUUUGUAGCCCCACCCUGGACUUCUACCCUUUCCUGAUACCCAACUGUUCGGAACAGAGAGAAAAUAAACUGAUUCCCCUUCCUC